AUGUCAAUCUCAGCCCAGAAUCCACCUAUUCUUCCUCCGCGGAAGAUCUUGGUCGUCGUGACCGCCGGCGGAUCAACAAACUCCGCUCCCAUGUUUGAGGUCUGCCAUUAUCUUCACCAACGGGGCCAUACCAUCGAGUUCGCUACUUUUGCCGGCCGGGAGGCGUACGCGAAUUCCUACCCUUUCGUGUCCGCCACACACGUAGUCGGUCGUGCAAUCACUCCCGAGGAGGAAGACAAGCUCUAUGUUCAGUUCAGUGAAUGGAGCUGGAGUGGGAAGGGUCUCAGAAACUGGAUAGAAGGGAAGAAAUUCUUCGAUUCCUUCUGGUCAGAGACAUACGACAACCUCAAACUCGUCAUCGAGUCAACGCAGCCAGACUUCCUCUUCGCCGACUUCCACGUCGACGCUGCCCGCGACAUGCAGAGAGAGUAUAACCUGCCUCUGGCUACAAUGUGGCCCCAGUGGCCGUACUUCAUGUGCCCUGUUCCAUACAUCCCUGGGCGAGUAGGCUUGGAACCGCGAGUUCAAACCAGCGAACAUGCAAGCAUGUGGGAUCGCUUCAACCAGGACAUCUAUCUGCUCAAGCAUCCCAUAGCGUUCGCCGAUCUAUUCCUUACCACCAGAAAGAUGCGCGCACAGAAGGGCCUCGGCAUGCUGCCCAUGCUGCCUAAACCGGACCACCUUGUUCUCGUCAACUCGUUCGUUGGUCUCGAGACCCCCAAGGAGACGCCUCCGUUGCUUCAUGCCAUUGGGCCCAUCCUCUCAGACCAAUACGCACCACUCGAUGAUGGCCUCUUACAAUUCUAUUCCACGCACGGGAGAACGAUGUUCGUUGCUUUCGGCACGCAUGUCAUCCUCUCUCGUGAGAGGCUCAAGGACCUCAGAGCCGGUAUUGUCUCUGCUCUGAGAGCUGGCCAUAUUGAUGGUGUAGUAUGGGCAAUACGCGGCGCGAGUAAGACGGAAUUUGCUGCACUCAGAGACCGUGUCGUCUACACGAGUGCCAGUGGAAUCAAGAUCAAUCUCAGCAGUGAGGAGUUGCUUGAAAACAAGCAUCCUCAUCUGAUGUUCGUGGACUUCGCUCCUCAACGUGCUGUUCUGGCGCAUCCGUCUACGCGGCUCUUUUUCAGUCACGUAGGGCCCUCAUCCGCAAAUGAGAGUCUGUUCCACGGCGUUCCGAUGCUCAGCAUGGGUAUUUAUGGAGAUCAGCUCCCUCGAGUGCUGGCUCUUGACAAUACGGGCGUCGCACUUUCCGUAAGGAAGGAAACCUUUACACCUGGUGAAAUCGAGCAGAAAGUCGGCCGACUCAUGCGUGACGAGGACGGCACGUUUCGCCGCAAUGCGCUCCGGAUGGAAAGAAUUGCUGUUUUGGCUAGCCGCAGAAAGGUUCUAGCUGCAGAUCUCAUUGAGGAGUUCAUCGAGACACGUAUUCAGUCGCGAGACGGAUUCCUACGAUUCAUCGAGAGAUACCCUGAGCUGAGCAAAAGCGUCCCAAACAACCUUUACGCUGUGCCGUCUCAUGACUCCCUUCUCGACUACGGCACCUAUCGAGCCAUCAUGGCAUCAAGUGGGGUACACUUUACAGAAGGUUUACCAACCAGGGUCGAGCUUACCAACGUGUCUGGUGUCAUGUGUACAGCCGAAAGAGUGCUCCUACUCACCAAAGCUCGUGCUUACUUCGAGGCAGAGUUGAAACACGUGCUGCAACUGGGACAUCGAAUACGUCGUGUAGAAGACACGGGCGAUGCUGUCUUUCUCGAUGGCGAGCGUUUCGACUUCGCCAUCGAUGCAACAUGGGGACAUUACAGCAGGCCUGACAUCCCAGUUGUCUACGAGCCAACACUAUUACUUUACUAUGAAGGGCCACCUGACUUCCCUGCCAUCACGCUUGUCGAUGGCUCUCUCUGCUCAGUCUACCCGACCGAGGCUCCUGGUCUGUUCACCCUGUCCAGCGUUCCUCAUACACCCUUAGGCCAGUUCGCAACAGCAGAAGAGGCCCAAGCCGUUCGCGACGGCAUCUGUACUGAAACCAUCACUUCGAAGCGGCUACUCAUGGAGGAUCAAAUAACGAAAUACCUACCCUCAUUUCCCGACUUGUUCAGAUACGUCGGUCCACAACUUUCCAUCAAGACGAAGGCGGUAGGAGCUCAUGAUAAUCGCACAUGCACGGUCUCGCGAUUCGGCCGGAUGUUUUCUGUUAUGUCAGGAAAGAUUGACACGGUUUUCUUUGCUUCAGAGCGCAUUCUAUCUUUAAUUGAAGUCGUGCAGGCUGCAUCAGCGAGGGAAACGUUGUCCUCACUACGGGAUGACAUUAUCGUUGUGAACACUCGAACUCAUUUGAAUGACGCAGGUCAAGGAUCAUGGAAUGGCGAACUGUUCGGUAGCCAAUUGUAA
Messenger RNA from Colletotrichum karsti, 2391 nucleotides. RefSeq names its product udp-glucosyl transferase family protein. The coding region runs from base 1 to 2391 and encodes 796 amino acids. Lineage: Eukaryota; Fungi; Ascomycota; Sordariomycetes; Glomerellales; Glomerellaceae. The transcript has 3 exons. The record is from RefSeq and is a predicted model, not a curated record. Gene Ontology annotation, molecular function: UDP-glycosyltransferase activity.